This is a messenger RNA of Paramecium octaurelia, 956 nucleotides long. The record is from the annotation of a GenBank genome assembly. NCBI's taxonomy places the organism in Eukaryota, Ciliophora, Oligohymenophorea, Peniculida, Parameciidae.
AUGGAAUAAUAACCCCUUAGCAAUAAUAGAGUAAAAACUCAUCUUAGUUUACAAUUAGUCAAAUAUGAAUGAGGAUUAAUUAACAUAAAAAAGAGAGUUGACAUCAUAUGAAUCUUGCCUCGAUUGUUGUGGAAAUGUUUCUGGAUGUUUGAGAGUAUAACCAAACAAUUGAUUUAAGGCUUGGCUCCCUUGCAUAUUUUGUUGUUGCGAAAAUCCCUUCUACGCAGUCCAAUAGAGUUCCUUAGGAUUGGUUGAGAAGUUCGGUAAAUACCACCGAAGUUUACCACCAGGUUUAAAUUAAAUUAACCCUUGCACUGUAAUUUUUGUAAUUGAUUGCACAAGGAUACCGUCAUACAAGUGGAUAUGAGAACAAGAGUAUUGGAUUUAGAUAGGUAAAUCAUCCUAACAAAGGAUAACAUAUAAGUUAACAUAGAUACAUGCAUGUAUUUUAGAAUUAUCGGUAGGUAACUAAUAUUCAAACAUUUUAAAUAGAUGCCGUACGCGCAACCUAUAGGGUAUCAAGACUGACACAAUCUGUUAAGGAUAUGACAUACGCAGCUUUGAGGUAAGUUUGCGGAGAACACCAAUUGUAAGAUUUAUUGGAACAUAGAGAAAUGGUCUAAGAUUCAAUUGAGGCUUAUUUAGAUAAAUAAACAGAUCAAUGGGGAAUAUAUAUUGAAGAAGUUUUCAUCAAAGAUAUGGUCUUAACUCCACAGAUGCAAUCUGAUUUGGCAGCCGCAGCCAAAAAUAAGAGAAUCGCAUAGGCAAAAGUCAUUUCUGCAUAAGCUGAUGUUGAAAGUGCUAAAUUGAUGAAAGAGGCUGCCCAAGCCCUUGAUAGCAAGGCUGCAAUGUAGAUUAGAUUCUUGGAGACACUUCAACUAUUAGCUAAGGGACCAUCCUAAAAAUUGAUGUUCCUUCCUCUAAGUCCAGAAUCAUAAGGAGCUCAUAAUGGAUGA